GUAUACACAACAAAAAAUUUCCACAAAAAAUUGCCAUAUAUGCAGCCCAAUAUCACUUCAAUCAAAACAUCCUCGGAUGGAGUCUGGCAAGGGGAUAAUCCCCUCAACUACGCCUUUCCCUUGCUCAUAGUUCAGUCCACCUUAGUCCUCUUCACCAGUCGCUCCCUCGCCUUCCUUCUCAAGCCCUUACGCCAACCCAAAGUUGUCGCCGAGAUAGCAGGCGGGAUCUUGCUAGGACCGUCUGCUCUUGGCCGGAACAAAGAGUUCUUACACCUGGUUUUCCCCUAAUGGAGUACCCCAAUUCUUGAAUCCGUCGCCAGUAUUGGUCUUCUCUUCUUUCUCUUCCUCGUUGGACUUGAGCUUGAUUUGAGCUCUAUUCGGCGAAGCAGCAAAAAAGCAUUUGGCAUUGCGGUCGCCGGGAUGUCUGUACCAUUUUUCUUUGGCGCUGGCGUUUCCAUUUUCCUCCGGAAAGCCGUUCACGGAGACCACCAAGUAAAUUACAGCCAAUACCUCAUGUUCAUAGGAGUGGCCUUCUCCAUAACGGCUUUCCCUGUUCUCGCCCGCAUUUUAGCAGAGCUCAAACUGCUAACCACUCAGGUGGGCCAGACUGCCAUGGCGGCGGCUGCAUUAAACGACGUCGUUGCCUGGGUCAUGUUGGCUCUCGCGAUCGCUAUAUCCGGUGACGGGCCGGGUGAGGCCCAUAGGAGCCCGUUGAUAUCCAUAUGGGUUUUAUUAUCCGGUCUUGCCUUUGUUGCUUUCAUGUUCAUCCUGGUCCAGCCCAUCAUGAAUUGGAUGGCCCGCCAGUGCUCGCCCGACUACGACUUUGUCGGCGAAACUUACAUAUGUCUGACUCUGGCCGGAGUUAUGCUCUCCGGGUUCAUAACCGACAUGAUCGGAAUCCAUGCAAUAUUCGGCGCUUUCGUGUUCGGACUUACGAUCCCAAAAGGCAGCGCGUUCGCCGGGAGACUGAUAAAGAGGAUUGAAGAUUUCGUUACUGGAUUGCUUCUUCCUCUUUACUUUGCGUCGAGCGGAUUAAAGACGGAUGUGGCAAAAAUCCGUGGGGCAGAGGCGUGGGGGCUGUUGGCAAAAGGAGACAAAUCUUGCAACCUAAGCUAUGAAAAGAUGAGGGAAGGAGAAAAUAAAAGUCUACAAAUUAGGUUACGAAGCAAAUAAUAAGAGAUUAUGAUUUAUGAGUGACAAUUUCUUCAUCCUUUCCCUGGUUAAUAAGGAAAAAGAAGUUAUACUUCUUUAUGUUACAUGUUCACUCAAUUGGGCUCAUUUAAAUCUUACGCAAUAUUAUCUAUGGUUAUGAUAUAUAUAAUUGAAUUUUGAAACAGUAAAUAAUUAUAACAUUA
Messenger RNA from Rubroshorea leprosula, 1355 nucleotides. Lineage: Eukaryota; Viridiplantae; Streptophyta; Magnoliopsida; Malvales; Dipterocarpaceae. The record is from the annotation of a GenBank genome assembly.